AUGGCUAAGGUUUUUUCUCUAAUUGGACGCCUCUCAAACUUCUAUUUACAUAAUAAGCUUUUGUUUUCCUCAGGUGUGCACACAGUCCAGAAUAUGUACGGUUGUGAUUGGGAUGAUGAGACUGGAGCCACAAAUGGUUUUGAUCAGUAUGGAUUUGAUGGAGAAGAUUUCUUGGCUCUGCAUUUGAAGGAAUUGAGAUGGGUUUCCCCGGUGCAGCAAGGAUCCCUAACCCAGCAGAAAUGGAAUGAUGACAAAGCUCAACUUGAGUUUUACAAACAGUACUAUGAGAACCAGUGUAUUGAGUGGCUGAAGAAGUAUUUGCAGUAUGGAAAGAGCAGCCUAGAGAAGACAGUCUCUCCUCAGGUGUCUCUGUUGCAGAAGUCUUCCUCUUCUUCAGUGUUGUGUCAUGCUACAGGUUUUUACCCCAGUGGAGUAACAAUCUCCUGGAUGAAAAAUGGACAAGACCAUUAUGAGAAUGUGGAUCUUGGUGAACCUCUUCCCAAUGAGGACGGAACCUUCCAGAAGACGAGCACCCUCAAAGUAACACCUGAUGAGUGGAAGAACAACGAGUUCAGCUGUGUGGUGGAACAUCAGGGUAAAACCAUCACAGAGAUACUGAAAGAUGAUUCUGUUCCCAUUGGCAUCAUUGUUGCAGUUGUUGUUGCUGUCCUGUUGGUUGUCAGUGGUGUUGUUGGGUUUGUGGUGUAUCGUAAAAAGAAAGGCUUUAAACCUGUUCCUCAGGAACAAUCUGAUGAUGGUUCAAACAAAUCCUAAUGCAUGGAAGAUGAAACCAGAUGAGUAUGAGAGAUGAUGUUGGAAAAAAAAGAAGCUUAUCCUGCUGUACAUCUUGCUUCCAAAACUACAUGUAAACACACACAUGGUGUGAUUGAUCUGUCUUAUAGUUCUACAAUAAUUACAUCUAAAAGUUAAGUUUUUGUUUCUUCACACUGUUCAUCAUUUGGUUUUCAUUCACUUUGUGAACUUGUUCGCUUUAACAAAGAAAUAUGACACAUUGAUCACUGAACCUAAAUUGAAAAAUGUGUACUUCUUUUUAGUGACAAAAAAACAAAACAAAUUAUUUGCAAGAUUGAUUGAUUCGUACAUUUGUGAUAUAUCAGUACUGAUUAUAAAAAAAUAAUUCACUUGUAAUUGGGAUUUUCCAAUCAGUUAAACUACCAAUAUGUAGACUUUGCAUUUUAUUACUUAUAUGAGGUUAAUGGGUUUGUUCUGUAUGUAUAUUUCCUUCAUUUGUGGUUUAAAUGAUUUAGAUAAGCUGUACUACAGAAUAAUUGAUUCUUGUUAAAAUGUAUGUUAAACUUUUACAUGAAUAUCUGAACAGUACAAUAUAAAAUAUAAUUUUAAUAAUAAAGUAAAAUAUAUUUUCCUUUAUUUGAGUAACGUACAUCUAAAUUAAGUUACAUAAAUGUUUUUGUAAAUUGGUUGCCUUCAAUUAUGUGGUUUGAUUCUUUUGAAAUAAACCUCACAAAAAGGAGCAAA
This is a messenger RNA of Megalobrama amblycephala (Wuchang bream), 1497 nucleotides long. RefSeq names its product major histocompatibility complex class I-related gene protein-like. The record is from RefSeq and is a predicted model, not a curated record. Gene Ontology annotation, biological process: immune response. The transcript is spliced from 7 exons. Gene Ontology annotation, cellular component: external side of plasma membrane. Lineage: Eukaryota; Metazoa; Chordata; Actinopteri; Cypriniformes; Xenocyprididae. Bases 1 to 774 code for a protein of 257 amino acids.